UGUCCGUGAGCGCCCGGGUGUCAAAACGCGUGGGGCCCCGAAAAACACUAGUUUCUUUCUCACUCUUGAUCCUGUCUCUCUCGACCACGAGAGACGAGGCCUCUGUUUGCAUGUGUAUGUGUGUGGGUGUUUGCCUAUAUGUGAGUGAGUGUUGGGUGGGUGAGGUGAGAUUAUUCAGUGAGGAGACGUCGGGCUCUUGAGGGAGGCUUUGCGUCAACACACUAUACUCCGAAACGUCUCGUACGUUUUGUUUGUUAUUAACAAGGAUAAACCAACGAAAGGUGUAAACAUUGAACAGCGAUGGAGAAUAAAGCAAGAAGAAUCUAGAAAAACGACGGAUGAAAAAAAUCGCCGAGAGUUUUUUCAAUAAAAGACAGUCGAGGGACACUGCAAAAAGAGUUACUGCUCAACGAGUUGUUUAUAGGAAAAUAAAAAGAAGAAACUUGAAGACACGUCGAUUCGUGGAGAAACGAGGAAUCUUUGAUAUUGGUGGAAAGGAGUUUACGAGUUUUUCCAUGUCAACGACACGCGCGACCCUGCCAAGGCCAGCGUGCUACGCCCCGCUUAUUAACAAGAAAUAUCCCAGACACAAGCCCCUUUUAUCCUGCUUUGACCGGCACUCGGAAAAUACUCGAAAUUUUCAUAAAUUCCAUGAUCAUAUUAACGAAUCGAUAUCCAAAGUCGUGACUCUCUUUUAUAAACGAAGAACAAAUCACUGCUUGGAGGUUACCGAGCUGCCGGUUCGUCGUGCGCCCAUCUCGAGGAUAUCCAACGCUCAAACUUUGAGUUUUUAAGUUGGUAAAAACGACGAAACCGUAAUUGUGUCGCUUCGACCUUACACGGAAUUCGUACCGGCUUUAUACAUUUUUUUUCAAAACAAUUGUCAAACUAGGACUGAGAUGAGCGACCAUGGCUGCAUACACUUAAAUAAUUUCAAAGCAGCGAAGGGGAUACAACCGUACAAAAUUAUACAUUCGUAUUUCGUUACGAGCACCUCCGCCGAGGCACGCGUGAGAAAGGCGGUGAGCUGUUUGUGUCAUACUUGUCAGACAUACAAGGAUCGUCUUCACUCCUGUUUGCAUUGCAUAUUUUUUGGGUGUUACGGAAACGGGCACAUCCAGGAGCACGCAAAAACAAAAAAACAUUUUCUGGCUGUGGAUCUGUGCUACGGGAAUAUCCUCUGCUUUCAAUGCGGAGAUUACGUUUAUGACAGAGAAUUGCUCGCCGUUGCAAAAGCGCAAUGGAGCGAAUCAGCAAAAUCGUUGAGCCUGGGAGAGUUUUAUCGGGCGUGGGAGCCGACUCAGACAGAGGCGGAAUUGUUGAGAAAGCAUCCGCGGCGUCGUCGCAUCGUCGAGAAUUCGACGAUCGGUCUGAGGGGUCUAAUAAAUUUAGGAAGCACGUGCUUUAUGAAUUGCAUCGUUCAGGCCCUCACUCACACUCCGUUACUGCGGGACUAUUUUCUAGCUGACCGUCAUCACUGCCCGCAGCCAAGUCGAUGUCUCGUGUGCGAGGUUUCGCAUCUCUUUCAGGAAUUUUAUUCGGGAAGCAAAGCGCCUUUGACGCUUCACAAAUUGUUGCAUUUGAUAUGGACACACGCGAGGCAUUUGGCCGGGUACGAGCAACAGGACGCUCACGAAUUUUUCAUCGCGACGCUCGAUGUUCUCCAUCGACAUUGCGAAGCCGCUCCUAUUCUCGUUAAGGACAAUCCUCAUCAUUGCAAUUGUAUAAUCGAUCAAAUAUUCACCGGUGGAUUGCAGAGCGACGUGGUCUGUCAGUCGUGCAAUGGAGUAUCAACGACGAUAGAUCCAUUCUGGGACAUAUCCCUCGAUCUGGGUCCAACCGCAGGAGCUUCAGGUUCGGAUAGUACCGGGCCACCAACAUCGUUGCUGGAUUGUCUCGAGAGAUUUACGAGGGCGGAGCAUCUCGGUUCGAGCGCUAAAAUAAAAUGCAGCAAGUGUCAGACUUACCAAGAAUCAACGAAGCAAUUGACGAUGAAGCAGCUACCGAUCGUCGCCAGUUUUCAUCUCAAGCGUUUUGAGCACUCGAGCAUACAGGACAAAAAGAUUUCGACUUUCAUAUCGUUCCCGGAACAACUCGAUAUGACGCCUUUUAUGUCGCAUCGACGUAACGGCAACAACAAUAGCUCGACGAUCGAUCGUUUGUCAAAUAAAAAUGGCGAGGACGGGACUUUCAGCGAUAACAGAUAUUCGCUUUUCGCUGUUAUCAAUCACGAAGGCUCCCUUGAGACUGGACAUUACACAGCUUUCAUCAGACAACAGAGAGAUCAGUGGUUCAAAUGUGACGACCAUCUGAUCACGAGGGCCAGACUCAAAGACGUUUUGACGAGCGAAGGAUACUUACUCUUUUACCACAAACAAAUUUUGGAAUAUGGCCGAAACAGCAAAAUAUGAUCGCGAUUAUCCCUUUCGCCUACUACUGUCCUCCGUCCUGUUCCCAAAUCUAUAUAUACACGUAUUUAUAUAUGGAUUGAUUAAUUUAUUAACCGAUCUGUGUUUAUCGGACUCGCCCUGGAUUAUUGUUUUUCUUUUUUUUUUAUUUUUUGCAAUAUUUAUAAGCUGCGUUCCGUAUCCCAACUAAAAAGUGUUAUGAUCCCUCCCGUACGUGAAAUAUCUCCAUAGAUUUAAGAUUAGCUCAACGCCCUUUUUUUAUUGACUAAAAUUCCCUUUUCUAUACCAUUGACUAUAAAAUAUUAUUGUACUCGUACUCUGAUGAUUUACAUACAAAGGACAAACAACGUGACUGCGUGGGCUCAAUAGUUGUAGCAUUAAAUCUUGAUUUUUUUUUCUUUCACUCGGUUUUUUUUUGUUCACACGCGCCAAGAACACUAAAAACCAUCGAUAUCUGUCAAUGAUGACUGCAGAUGCACGAAAAUAUCUCGUAAAUCAUUUCGUAUCGGUAGUUAUGUUUUUUUCUUUGUUUUUUUUUUUUUAUGCCACCGCAUGUAAGAGUUCGACUAUGCGGCGGUACCCAUUCAUUAUGGCCAGAUCAAUUUUGUACAAAUAUCUAUAAUGAAAUAAUAAUACAACCGUUAUUUAUUUGAACAACGGUUGUUAUAAUAUCCUGAUGAAAGCGAUACGCAAAUCGCAUGACUGUAUACAAUAAUAAAUCGAUAUGAAUGAUACCAAA
This is a messenger RNA of Venturia canescens, 3147 nucleotides long. It is a transcript of the gene not, whose product is annotated as non-stop. The transcript has 6 exons. Gene Ontology annotation, molecular function: zinc ion binding; cysteine-type deubiquitinase activity. Gene Ontology annotation, biological process: protein deubiquitination. The coding region runs from base 900 to 2411 and encodes 503 amino acids. Lineage: Eukaryota; Metazoa; Arthropoda; Insecta; Hymenoptera; Ichneumonidae. The record is from RefSeq and is a predicted model, not a curated record.